Molecule: messenger RNA, 393 nt
Organism: Diaporthe citri
Lineage: Eukaryota; Fungi; Ascomycota; Sordariomycetes; Diaporthales; Diaporthaceae
Exons: 2
Coding region: 1-393 (130 amino acids)
Source: RefSeq, a predicted model, not a curated record
AUGAGCUUGGAAGUAUACGCGCUUGUGUUUACCCCUCAAGUUGUGCUGGACGCCUUUGUUCCGCCACCUCUAUCGGCGUACAACCCCGACCAGGGCUUCCUCCUCCACCAGCUAGCCGCUUUAUAUGCAUUCGUGGCCAUCAUACUCGGAGGCGCCCUACGCAUCAGCAAGGAUAUCCAGGUGUGGAGGGUCAUUAUCACGGCAGUCCUGGUUGUUGACAUUGCAAUGCUUGCCAGUAAUUAUGCCACUCUGGAGCAGCAGGAUCGGCUGAGCUUGGGAGCUAUGCGCUCGGCGGACUGGUCCAACAUCCUUUUCACUGGAUUGGUCACUGCAAUCAGGAUUCUUUUCCUGGCUGGGGUUGGUGUCCAGAAUCUCAAGUCGAAGAAGAAGUGA